AUGAACUAUAUUUUUAAUUCACAAAAUUCUCAACUAUCACAACCACUCUUUUCACAACUUAGUCAAAAUACAUCUUCUCAAAAUACAACACAAAUAACUGCUACAGUGAGACCUUCAUUACUUCUUGCAAGAAAUCAAUUAGAACAAAAACAAAAAGAAAAACAAGAAAGAAAACGCAUAAAAAAAGAGUUAUUGAAAGCAACUCUUAAUCAAACAAUACAAAUGGUAAAAGAACUAAAGAAAAAACGAAAGGCUUUAGAAAAACUACAAAAUAUUUGUCAAUCUUUAGGUGAAGAAAUGAUUUUAUCAUAUAAUGAACAAAGUUCUUUAUUAAUGAAAUUCUUUGAUGAAUAUAAAGCAACAGAUAUUUCAAAGUAA
Messenger RNA from Entamoeba dispar SAW760, 378 nucleotides. RefSeq lists its product as uncharacterized. Lineage: Eukaryota; Evosea; Mastigamoebida; Endamoebidae. The record is from RefSeq and is a predicted model, not a curated record. Bases 1 to 378 code for a protein of 125 amino acids. The transcript has 2 exons.